This is a messenger RNA of Triplophysa rosa, 1689 nucleotides long. RefSeq lists its product as uncharacterized. NCBI's taxonomy places the organism in Eukaryota, Metazoa, Chordata, Actinopteri, Cypriniformes, Nemacheilidae. The transcript is spliced from 4 exons. Gene Ontology annotation, cellular component: membrane. The record is from RefSeq and is a predicted model, not a curated record. The coding region runs from base 73 to 747 and encodes 224 amino acids. Gene Ontology annotation, molecular function: signaling receptor activity. Gene Ontology annotation, biological process: adaptive immune response.
CUGAAUGUGACCACAGUUUGAGUUUGAGUUUGAGUUUGUGUGAAGAGUCGCUGUUGUAACUCAGCUAAGAAGAUGUCAGGCGUUGUGAGAUGCUGUGUACUAUUGAUGAGCGUCUGUUUAAGUAGCCACUCAUCACUAGCAUUAUUUGACACAGUUACGGUGUUAAAGGGAGAUCAUGGGAAGAUCAUCAACAUCCCAUGCGCUACCGACAAGCGUCCUCAGGAUGGGGUGUACAUGAAAAGGAUAAAACUAAAUGAAACAGAACAACAGGAAAUCUUCUACUAUUACAAGGAUGGCACUUUUACUGAUAAAACAAAUGUCAACGCCUCUAUAAUUGAAAAAGAUUUCCCCAACCUCACGGCCACCCUCUACAAUCUAACUGUCGCAGACUCUGGACUCUACUGGUGUGAAUUUAAUUUGGAAGACAAGCUAACCAAUAGCAAAGCCACAUUGUUAUGGGUGACAGAAAACACAGAAAUCAAACACGAAAAUCUUCAUCUUCGCUAUGAGAACAGAGAAAACUGUCAACCUGGGACGGUUGUCUAUGUGAUGAUAGCUCUGUUUGCCAUAAUAAUACUGUGCAUCCUUGGUUUCCUCUGUGUGAAGGUGAAAAGAAGAUGUGAGUCUGACACUUCAUUAAAAAAGUCUCCAGGCUCUUCAAUUUAUGAAGAAAUGAGCAGAAACAGACUGGAUACUUCAUCCACAUUAAUAAACCCUGCGUACCAAUCUGCCAAGCAAUUCCCAUAAACACCUGCGCUUCAUCAGGGUUUUAAUGAAACUUCCUUCAGCACAUGCAGAGAUGGCGUUUGUCUUACAGGAAUGAGAUCAAACGGUUGAAAUGUGUUCAUUUAAAGUGCUAAAUGACUAAAUGUGUCAAUAAGACAACAGGAGACAUACUGUAGUAUGUGAAAAAAAGAACGUAUGUAUGGAAAUCUUUGUAUAUGUUCACACUUAUUUCAAUCAGUGCAGAUAGGUUCUAUUUAACUUUCUUUCAUUGGCUUUAAACAUGUACCCUGCACAAUAUCCAGUAUAAUGUAAUAGUCAACAUUGAAUCAUAGCAAAUAGAAAUAUAUACUGUAUACAAAGAUGAUGAUGCUUAUAUACAUUGUGGAAACACGGAUGAGAACGAUCAAAAUGGCAAUCGUUUUUUUUGUUUUGUUUCCACAGUAAAGUGUUGAGCUAAACAUUGUACACAUGACGUAUGAUUCAAAUGUGGAUAUGAAAACGUCUGUAGCACUUGUUUUUGAUCUUGAUGUUUAUUUCUCAGCUUGGGUUUCCACUGUUACCCUGUCAUCUUCCUGUGGGUCUCUAAACUGUGGCUGCUUUGCAAAGAACUGCUGUCAUGUUUUCCUUCCGUUUUGUAACCAUUUCAACCCUCAUUACUUUACUGACUAACAAUGUUAAGAGUUUAAUGUGCAAUACAGUACAUGCGCAGUUACUAAAUCACUUUUCCCUUUUGAAAAAUUGCAUGUUUUUGAUGAUUGUUUUUAACCUAAAUGUUUUGUUAUAAUGUCUGUUCUCCAUUUGUAUUCAUUUGUAUUUUAUGAAUCGUAAUAUUGCAACGUUAUUGAUGCUUUGUUUUGACACAGAUGUCAAAACCGGUUAUCAAUACAACAAAACCAGUAGAUAUGAUCUUACUAACAAAUCCAUUGUCACUUAUUGCCACGACUCAAUAAAAUAAUCAUAGUA